AUGGUUGGUAAGAAGGAGAGGCAUGAGGAAUUCAUAAGUUGCAUCUUGAUGGGUGAACUUAAUGAUAUGCCAACUGAUUUUGUGACAGGAUUAUGUACGACAACGAUCUCAGAACCGAAGGAGAAGAAGAAGAAGAAUCAUAAUGUAGAUAUAAGGUCAGAUCUCUUACCAGAUACGGUGGAAUUACUUGAGAAAUCACAAAUUGAUAAGAUUGUCCUUAGUGAAGGUAGUAUGAUUUACGAUAAAGUUCAAUUGAAUAUUGAUUCAUUGCAUUUGACUGAUGAGGGUAAUGAUUCAUCAUUAAGAUUGUAUGUUUGGUAUGAAUUAAUACGGCUGUUGACUGGCCAUCAAAUAUUUAUUGACUCAUUGAAUGAGAAAAUUGAAUAUACAAGAUGGGUAGGUAGGAUGUCUGGAAAUUCAGAUGAUGAUGAGGAUGAUGGUGAUGAUAAUAAUAACAAUGGGGCAACACUUUGUAUGGAAUUACAAUCCGGUAAUAUAUUGAAAAAAAUUGCAGAAAUUAAAUUAAAUGUGGUCCACACUGGUGAAGUGGAUUUAUUUCAAAUGACUCAAUUGUUAUUUAAUGACUAUUGUAAAAUUAAUGACGAUAAACGUCUUUUAAAUUCUAAGUUGAAGACACUGAAUGAAAGACUUCGAAAUUUUGAAGAGGAACGUGUUGCAUUAGAUAAAAUUUUACAAGAAAGAGAUAAUAAAACACGAUCAAUUGUUGUUGGAUUACUUAAUUCUAAGAAGAAAAAAAUCCGUUUUUUGGAACAAAAAUUAAAAGAUAAUGGGAUCAUUGAUGAGAUUGAUAUCUCUGACUCUGAAAUUAUUAAUAAAAAUGUAACAAACGUUGUUUCAAAAUUGAAUGCACCUGGUAGGAAAGGGAAAAAGAAAUCAUCACCCCUCAAAACUGUUAAGCAAAAAAGGGCAACAAACAGUGAUAAUGAUGAUACCCUUAGAAAACGUCAAAAGAUAAAUAAUAAUAUUUUACCAAAUGGUAAAGAUGAUAAAGAUGACUUCGUCGAUUUCCAAUUUUACGGUAUCUCAAGUAGGAAUGACAAAAGUAGAAGCAGUACCCCCAAAACGGAUAAUCUGAAAAGCGAAGACAAUGAUGAUAUCAAAUUGGAAGACGUCUCUACACAAGAUUCAAUAUCAAAUGUUCACACACAGGAAUCAAUGCCAUCUGAUGAGUUUUUAGACCCUGAAGAAAAACAGGCCACAAAUGACAAUGGUAAAGACGAUGAUAUAAUGAUCAAGUUAGAAGACUCUACGGAUCAGAAGACCUCUCCUCCAUUAGAGGCAACUGAAAGACGAAAAGCAAAGAAGGGUUCUUCUGAAGAUAAAUCAAGUUCAAGUACGGAAGAUGGGGACAUUAAAGAACCAACAGAUGCUAAGGAAUCUGGUACAGAUGAGAGCUCAACAGAGGGUGAAACAGAUACAGACACUUAG
Messenger RNA from Naumovozyma dairenensis CBS 421, 1449 nucleotides. It is a transcript of the gene LIF1, whose product is annotated as Lif1p. Bases 1 to 1449 code for a protein of 482 amino acids. The record is from RefSeq and is a predicted model, not a curated record. NCBI's taxonomy places the organism in Eukaryota, Fungi, Ascomycota, Saccharomycetes, Saccharomycetales, Saccharomycetaceae. The transcript has a single exon.